This is a messenger RNA of Penicillium macrosclerotiorum, 1044 nucleotides long. RefSeq names its product phosphotransferase family protein. NCBI's taxonomy places the organism in Eukaryota, Fungi, Ascomycota, Eurotiomycetes, Eurotiales, Aspergillaceae. The record is from RefSeq and is a predicted model, not a curated record. The transcript has 2 exons. Bases 1 to 1044 code for a protein of 347 amino acids.
AUGCGCCACGCGGAUGUGCAGACACAACCUGCCGUGUUUUCCCUGAAAGGGUCCGUCAUGCCUGCCGCCCAAAAUGAUGCCCGGACAAACGCAUCCGUCGAGUAUCAAAGACUAGAUGCAGUGCUUUCCCUGUUGUUUCCCUCCACCAUCCGUGUGCAACAGUCGCAAAAUAUCCUGGGCCAUUUGCAUUCCUUGCGCUGUCUCACACUCUCAAACAGUGGCCGAUUAUUACUCAAGGGCUCUGUCUUUAACGGCACUCCAUUGCUUCGACAGGAACGAUUCUAUCUUGAGACUGAGGCUCGGUCCCUGGCCUUACUGGGACAAAGUGCCAACCCCUGUAUUCCCCAAUUAUAUUACUAUGAUCCUUACGGCGGUCCUCUGGGAUCGCCGUAUCUUGUCCGUCGAUAUGUGAAUGGAACCAGCUUAUCAGACAUGGAACAUCAACUUACGGCCAGGCAAAGAGCUGAUAUCGAUCGGCAUCUGGGGUUCCUGGCAAGUACCAUCAGCCAAAAUGUGGCUCCGGGAUUUGGCUCUCUGCAGCAGGUUGCCGUUGGGGCCGGGAAGCGGGCGUGGCGAGAGGCAUUCAGCUCCUUAUUCGAAAGUGUGCUACGUGAUGCCGAAGACAUGUUCAUUCAUCUACCUUAUGCCGAAAUUCGACACGAGAUGGUCCGUCUAGCCCCUGCUCUCGACGAAAUUACCUUGCCUCGUUUGGUGGUCGUCAGCUUUGGCCGGCCUUCGCAUGUUCUCUUAGAUGAGGCAUCCCGGCAACUCUCUGGCGUAGUGGACUUUAGCAGUGCCCUUUGGGGAGAUCUACUGAUGGCUGAGAUAUUUGAAGAUCCAUCCUCUGCCGUGCUCGAAGGGGCUGGGCUACCCUUGGUUCGGACUAAACGAGAGCAUAUGCGGUUGUUAUUAUAUUCCUGCUACCGAUUGGUAUGCCAAAUCACGAUACAAUAUUACCGCAACCGAGAUGAGAACAAAGAGUUUAGUGCUCGACGGCGGCUAACAAGGACAAUUGCGGACAUGGUGACGUUAGAAUUUGAAUGA